Messenger RNA from Dromiciops gliroides (monito del monte), 2921 nucleotides. RefSeq names its product N-acetyl-alpha-glucosaminidase (gene NAGLU). The record is from RefSeq and is a predicted model, not a curated record. The coding region runs from base 44 to 2293 and encodes 749 amino acids. NCBI's taxonomy places the organism in Eukaryota, Metazoa, Chordata, Mammalia, Microbiotheria, Microbiotheriidae. The transcript has 6 exons.
AGGAAAUUAAAAGUUGGGCUCCGGGGCGCGGGAGCUGAGAGUUAUGGCGGCGGCGGCGGCGGCGGCGGCGGUAGUGGCCCUUCUAGCCUGUUUGCUAGUGAGCGGGACCGGGGCAGACGUUUCCGGGGACGAGGCCCGCGAGGCAGCGGCCGUGCGGAGCUUGCUGUCGCGGCUGCUGGGGCCCCGGGCGGCCACGGGCUUCUCGGUAUCGGUGGAGCGCUCCCUGGCGCCGGCCCCGGGCGCCGACACGUUCCGCCUGAGUGGCGGCGGGGGUGGCAGCCCCGUGCGGGUGGCCGGCUCCAGCGGCGUGGCGGCCGCGGCCGGCCUGCACCGCUACCUGCGCGACUUCUGCGGCUGCCACGUGGCCUGGUCGGGCGCGCAGCUCCGCCUGCCCGAGCCGCUGCCCGAAGUGCCCGAACCGCUCACCGAGACCACGCCCAACAGGUACCGCUUUUACCAGAACGUCUGCACGCAGAGCUACUCCUUCGUGUGGUGGGGCUGGGAGCGCUGGGAGCGAGAGAUCGACUGGAUGGCCCUGAACGGCAUCAACCUGGCGCUGGCCGCCGUCGGGCAGGAGGCCGUCUGGCGGAGGGUGUACUUGACUUUAGGCCUGAAUGAGACAGAGAUAGAUGAGUACUUCACUGGCCCAGCCUUCCUGGCAUGGGGGCGCAUGGGCAACCUGCACACCUGGGGUGGCCCCCUGACCUCCUCCUGGCACCUUAAGCAAUCUUACCUGCAGUACCGGAUUCUGGAGAGGAUGAGAUCUUUUGGGAUGAAGCCAGUGCUUCCUGCGUUUGCAGGCCAUGUCCCCAAGGCAUUUACUAGGGUGUUCCCUCAGGCCAAUGUCACACAUCUGGGCAUGUGGGGCCACUUCAACUGCACUUACUCCUGCUCCUACCUCCUGGCCCCAGAAGACCCCUUGUUCCCAGUUGUGGGCAGCCUCUUCCUGAGGGAGCUGACCCAGGACUUUGGCACUGACCACAUCUACAGUGCUGACACCUUCAAUGAAAUGGAGCCGCCUUCCUCUGAGCCAGCCUACCUGGCUGCUGCCACAGCUGCCGUCUAUGAGGCCAUGGUUGCAGUGGACACUGAUGCUGUGUGGCUGCUACAGGGCUGGCUUUUUCAGAAUCAGCCAAACUUCUGGAAACCCCCCCAGGUGAAGGCUGUGCUGCAGGCUGUGCCCCUUGGCCGCCUUCUCAUCCUGGACCUUUAUGCUGAAUCCCAUCCUGUCUACUCCCACACUGACUCCUUCUAUGGGCAGCCUUUUAUUUGGUGCAUGCUGCACAAUUUUGGGGGGAACCAUGGGCUUUUUGGAGCCUUGGACGCCGUGAACAGGGGCCCCUCCACUGCCCGUCUGUUUCCCAACUCCACCUUUGUGGGUACGGGCAUGGUCCCAGAAGGCAUCAACCAGAAUGAAGUCGUUUAUGCCUUGAUGGCUGAGCUGGGCUGGAGGAAGGAUCCCUUGGCUGACCUAGGGGCUUGGGUAGCAGGCUUUGCAGCCCAGAGGUACGGGACUGCCCACUCCUGUGCAGAAGCUGCCUGGAGGCUGCUGCUACAAAGUGUCUACAACUGUUCUGGUGCGUUGUGCACUGGCCACAACCACAGCCCCCUGGUGAAGCGACCAUCCCUUCACCUGGACUUUUCUGUCUGGUAUAACCGCAGUGACCUGUUUGAGGCCUGGAGGCUGCUGCUGGAAGCAGCCCCAGAGCUGGCCUCCAGCCCUGCCUUCUGCUAUGACCUGCUGGACGUCACAAGGCAGGUGGCCCAGGAGUUGGUGAGCCUGUACUAUGGGGAGCUCAGGACAGCCUUUGAGGCGGGGGCAAUGCCGGCCUUGCUCACUGCUGGUGGUCUGCUGGUCUUUGACCUACUGCCCUCCCUGGAUGAGCUGCUGGCCAGUGAUGAGCGCUUCCUCCUGGGCAGCUGGCUGCAGCAGGCCCAAGAGAUGGCUGUCAGUGAGGCUGAGGCCUGGCAUUAUGAGCAGAAUGCCCGCUACCAACUGACCCUCUGGGGACCCACGGGGAGCAUCCUAGACUAUGCCAACAAGCAACUGGCCGGCUUGGUGGCCGGCUACUAUGCCCCCCGAUGGAAGCUCUUUGUGGAGAUGCUGGAGAAGAGCCUGGCUGAGGGCACCCCCUUCCACCAGAGCCAGUUUGAGAAUGAAGCCUUGCUGUUGGGGCAGGACUUUGUACUGGGGAGGGAGAAGUUCCCCACCCAGCCUCAGGGAGACACUGUGGACUUAGCCAAGAAAUUUUUCCUCAAGUAUUACCCAAGGUGUCAAGCAGGAGCCGUGUGACCCCCACCCUACCACAUCUGGGAUAUUCAGUAGUUUGUGGGAUCCUAAAUCCUAUCAGUGGCCUAACUUGGGACCUCUGGGAGUGGAUAGUCUGUCCUUUGUUCACAACUAGGCUGUGUCUGGUUCCUAGAGACAGGAACUAGAGUGGGCUCACUAAAGAGACCUUUUUUAGCUAGGAUGAGAGAAGAGUCAUGACGGUCUGGGAUUGAAAGCUGGGGCAGCUAGGUGGCACAGUGGAUAGAGCACUGGCCCUGGAUUCAGGUGGACCUGAGUUCAAAUUCAGCCUCAGACACUUAACACUUACUAGCUGUGACCCUGGGCAAGUCACUUAACCCCAAUUGCUUCACACCAAAAAAAACAAACGGAAGUGGGCCCUGUGAAUUGAGAGUAAUUGAGGCAGGAGAUAUCCAUGCUGUUCUCUCUAGAGGAGAACUCUGAAGAACUGGAAAUCAAAUCACUAUUUUCUAUCUCAUUCAAUCAAUAAAUCAGUAUUUCAGCAUGUCUGUUUAGAUCUGUCCUCAGAGGAGCCAAGCAGAAAUGUGUAUUGAUUAAGUAGACGUGUUUCCCCUCCCCUGAAACUGUGAAAGCAGCUACUUUUGGCUCCAAGCAUCUGCCUCUUGCCUCAGUU